CUUACUCUUUUCCCACAACCAUUACUAAAUACUAAACCCCCUCCUUCCUUUCCAUGAACUACAUUUCCACCACCUUCUCCUUCUCCUUCUCCUUCUCCUUCUCCUCCUCUGCUUAUCGGGUCUGAAAACUCCUUAAUGGGUGAUAACCAUUCAAACAGAUCCGAAUCCGAUACCAGCAGCAACUCCGACCCAAUUGAAACCUCCAACCCGAAACCCGGUAAGCGGAGCCGAGCCAGCUCCAGCCGCCACCCGUUAUACCGGGGCGUUCGCAUGCGGACUUGGGGGAAAUGGGUUUCCGAGAUCCGCGAGCCGCGAAAGAAGUCGCGCAUAUGGCUCGGCACCUUCCCAACGCCGGAGAUGGCUGCUCGAGCCCACGACGCCGCCGCGCUAACAGUCAAGGGUGACUCGGCUAUACUUAACUUCCCUGAGCUAGCUGCGCUGCUGCCCAAGCCGGCUUCUUGCUCGCCUCGUGAUGUGCAGGCGGCGGCGGCUAAAGCCGCGGCUAUGGACCCGGCUGCGCCGUCUUCUCCGGAGGAUGGACUCGGUGAGAUCGUUCAAUUGCCAAGACUCGGUGACGAGUUGUUUGAGUCGGCUGAGUUCGUGUUUCACGAUCAUGACACGUGGGAGUGCUCGCCGCCGUUGAUGGAUGCCGACUUGUUCUUAUCGGAUUCGGGUUGGCCUGACGGGUUUGGGUUUGCGGAUCUUCUUUGGGAUUAUUAAUGGAGCUCCGCUAACAAUGGCCCUUUUCUUUUUUCCUCUUGGGGCUAUAAUUUUCACCCUUUUUUUUCUUUUUCUUUUUUAUUUAUUUUCU
Dioscorea cayenensis subsp. rotundata (Guinea yam) is the source of this 811-nucleotide messenger RNA. Its product is annotated as dehydration-responsive element-binding protein 3-like. The transcript has a single exon. NCBI's taxonomy places the organism in Eukaryota, Viridiplantae, Streptophyta, Magnoliopsida, Dioscoreales, Dioscoreaceae. Bases 136 to 720 code for a protein of 194 amino acids. The record is from RefSeq and is a predicted model, not a curated record. Gene Ontology annotation, molecular function: DNA binding; DNA-binding transcription factor activity. Gene Ontology annotation, biological process: regulation of DNA-templated transcription.